UGCACUCCGGGUGGAAUUGGACAACUACCUGUCAGUGUGUAUAGUAUUGCGACAUUGAAGUAGGCCAACGUUACUGUAGUUCCGAUUGUUAGAAAUACAGUUUGGUUAAAAGUUCUCGAUUGUCCUGUAAAAUAAGACAUUUCGUUCUGGUGGUUUAAGGUUGGUGUCUGGCUACAAUUUUACGGGAUCAUUUUUCUGACACACUUUCUCGUGGACAGCGGGGGUUGUGGAGGCAGCCGGCAGCAUGGCCCAGUGGAACCAGUUGCAGCAGCUGGAGACCAGGUACCUGGAGCAGCUGUACCACCUGUACAGCGACAGCUUCCCCAUGGAGCUCCGGCAGUUCCUCGCCCCCUGGAUCGAAAGCCAGGAUUGGGCGUACGCAGCGAACAAGGAGUCCCACGCCACGCUGGUGUUCCACAACCUGCUGGGGGAGAUUGACCAGCAGUACAGCCGCUUCCUGCAGGAGAACAACGUGCUCUACCAGCACAACCUGCGGCGCAUUAAGCAGCACCUGCAGUCCAAGUACCUGGAGAAACCUAUGGAGAUCGCCCGCAUUGUAGCCCGCUGCCUCUGGGAAGAGCAGAGGCUGCUGCAGUCCGCCACCACCGCCGCACAGGACGGAACGGCGUCUCACCCGUCUGGCACUGUGGUGACGGAGAAACAACAGAUCCUGGAGCACAACCUGCAGGACAUCAGGAAGAGGGUGCAGGAUAUGGAACAAAAGAUGAAGAUGCUUGAGAAUCUCCAGGAUGAUUUUGACUUCAACUACAAGACCCUUAAAAGUCAGGGUGAUAACCCACCCAACUCCUCUCCUAUUUGCUCAGAGUUGUCCCAGGACAUGAAUGGGAACAGCCAGGCGGCAGCCACCAGGCAGAAGAUGUCUCAGCUGGAACAGAUGCUGAGUGCUCUGGACCAGCUCAGGAGGCAAAUUGUGACUGAAAUGGCAGGGCUGCUGUCAGCCAUGGACUUUGUCCAGAAGAACCUGGCAGAUGACGAGCUGGCUGACUGGAAGAGAAGGCAGCAGAUUGCCUGCAUCGGAGGACCACCCAACAUUUGCCUGGACCGCUUGGAGACAUGGAUUACUUCCCUGGCUGAGUCUCAGCUGCAGAUCCGCCAGCAGAUCAAGAAGCUGGAGGAGCUCCAGCAGAAGGUGUCCUAUAAGGGAGACCCCAUCAUCCAGCACCGGCCCGCUCUGGAGGAGAAGAUAGUGGACUUGUUCAGGAACCUCAUGAAGAGUGCGUUCGUGGUGGAAAGGCAGCCUUGUAUGCCCAUGCAUCCAGACAGACCACUGGUCAUCAAGACAGGUGUCCAGUUCACCAACAAAGUCAGAUUACUGGUGAAGUUUCCAGAAUUGAAUUACCAGCUGAAGAUCAAAGUUAUUAUUGAUAAGGAAUCUGGGGAUGUGGCUGCCAUUCGAGGGUCCCGAAAGUUCAACAUCCUAGGUACCAACACCAAGGUGAUGAACAUGGAGGAGUCCAACAACGGCAGUCUGUCAGCAGAGUUCAAACACCUGACCCUGAGGGAACAGAGGUGUGGCAAUGGUGGCAGGACCAACAGUGAUGCCUCCCUGAUCGUUACAGAGGAGCUCCACCUCAUCACCUUUGAGACCGAGGUCUACCACCAGGGCUUGAAGAUCGACCUGGAGACCCAUUCUCUACCAGUGGUGGUCAUCUCCAACAUCUGCCAGAUGCCCAACGCCUGGGCCUCCAUCCUGUGGUACAACAUGCUGACCAACCACCCCAAGAAUGUGAACUUCUUCACCAAGCCUCCGGUGGGAACGUGGGAUCAGGUAGCGGAGGUGCUGAGCUGGCAGUUCUCCUCCACCACUAAGAGAGGCCUGACCAUCGAGCAGCUCACCACCCUGGCUGAGAAACUACUAGGGCCGUGUGUGAACUACUCUGGAUGCCAGAUCACCUGGGCCAAGUUCUGCAAAGAGAACAUGGCGGGUAAAGGCUUCUCUUUCUGGGUAUGGCUGGACAACAUCAUUGACCUGGUCAAGAAGUACAUCCUGGCUUUGUGGAAUGAAGGGUAUAUUCUGGGUUUCAUCAGUAAGGAGAGGGAGAGGGCCAUCCUGAGCCCUAAGCCUCCUGGCACCUUCCUGCUGCGCUUCAGUGAGAGCAGUAAGGAGGGAGGCAUCACCUUCACCUGGGUGGAGAAGGACAUCAGUGGGAAGACUCAGAUCCAGUCGGUGGAGCCUUACACCAAGCAGCAGCUCAACAGCAUGUCCUUUGCGGAGAUCAUUAUGGGAUACAAGAUCAUGGACGCCACCAACAUCCUGGUGUCUCCGCUGGUCUACCUCUUCCCAGAGAUCCCCAAGGAGGACGCCUUCGGGAAGUACUGCCGACCGGAAGCUGCUCCAGAGGCUGAACUCGGAGACCCGUGUAGUACCAUUCAACCAUACUUAAAGACAAAGUUCAUCUGUGUAACCCCGUGCCCUUCCGUGUUCAUGGACUUUCCGGACAGCGAGCUGCUUGGGAACGGGAUAUUCCCUGGCACUAACUCUGGUAACACCAGUGACCUGUUUCCCAUGUCCCCUCGCACCCUGGACUCGCUGAUGCACAAUGAGGCUGAGGCCAACCCUGGCCCACUUGACUCCCUCACUCUGGACAUGGAGUUGAGUUCUGAUGUGGCGUCACCCAUGUGAAGAGACGAAUGAGCUAGACUCAUUUUAAAUCUUUUAACUCCCCGUUUUAAAAAAAAUAUAUAAUCCACAUAUAAUCCUCUGUCCCAUAUUGUGAAAGGGAACAAGAUACAUUACAUUUAGCCACUUGUUUUGUUCUUUACCUUUCACCUUAACGCCUAAAAACACACCUAGUGUCAUUGCGCAAAAUGGUACGCAGAAUUAUCUGGAUAUGUGUGUAUCAAAAGUUAAACAUUCACCUUCUGCUACCAUUUCUGUCAAGCCAUCGACGCAUACAGUUUGAUGCAUAUGUUAGAUAAUGGCAAAUGUAGCGUUCCAUUGGAAAGGAAUGUACUUUAGGUGUACCAAAAUGCAAUGACGUUUCGAAAAGCCACGUCUCAGUCCCUGUGGGUGUUUCACAAAGUACCUUAUUUAAAUUGUAGAUUUUUUUUUAUACAAAAGUAUAUAUUUUUUUCCUUGACUUUCUUUUAAAAUGGUUUUUAUCUCAACCUUCAUUUAUGAACCAGCGCUUUUGUUUUUAUAAGAAUGUCUAAAGAGGAAGAUUGCUGUCUAGCUUUUCAAAGAUAAGUUAUUUGUUAGCUUCAUAGUUCUCAAUUACCUAUUAUAUGAUAACCUUUUUGGUAGUCCGUCUGUGUCCCAUGUCAUUCUCUAUUGAAGGGGACACCUGUAUCUUUAUUUUUAUUUGAUUGAGAAAUAUCCUGGUCCAUUCUUUCCGAUUUGUAUCUUAUUCCUUAUUACAUAUUACAAAAAACCUGCAUCUAGAAUCUCACUAACACGAGUCAGUAAUAUAUGUUUGUAAAAACCAAGGAGAUGAGAACCAAGGUGACUAGUGAAUUUGUUAAUUGAACAUUCAUUCAUAUAGGUAGUUUGUGAAUGGCGCUUGUUUUUGUUUUAGGUGUCUGAAAUGGCAUUGAUAAUGGCAGGAUAUUUCUCUGACCUUCUCUCCUGUCUCAGCCUGGGCUCAGCCCUGCUCUCAGCUGGCAGGCAGCAUGUCUCAGUUGAAGGGAAGAUACUGAUUUCUUCCCUGGAUUGUAAGAGCACAUUGACGUUUGUCAUGAAUCUUGCCCUGAGCAAUUUCCACUAGCUGGACCAGCUGCAAAUUCAAAAUUGGCGACGUAAAAAUGUAUGAAAAGAAAAAUUCCCUUUUUUCCCCUUAAUUUAAGGUUGGGGUUAUCAGUGUGGGUUAGGGUUGGGAUUAAAAUCUGAUUUUAUGACUGUGGCUGUGUCAGCUUGUGACCACUGCAGAGCUCCCUCCAGGACAAGAUUGAUGACAAUGAAUGCCAACCUGUUAUUGUAGAUAGAAAUGUACAUUAUUCUUUGGUGUUUUGAAUUCAUACAUACCCCCUUGUCCUUCAUAGUUUGUCAUAAUGAGAAUACCAUUUGUUGUUUUCAUUAAACCAUAACAAUAGAGAUGAUCAUUGCCGCAGUACUGCAUUAGUCUUUGCCUAAAUGGUUUAUGUAGUGCCUUUCUCAUACCGUAUGAAUGAUUUAUUUUAAGCUAACACUUCUUGUAUGUGUUGACCUUGUUUUUUUUGUAAUUUGCAUAAUGUUAGUAUCAGUUUCAAGUGAUAUUUCACUAUUCUGUUUGACUGUAUAUGCGCAUGAUGUGAUGCCACAUCACACACAACACCACACUUGUCCAUCACUUCCUGACUUAAGUGCUCAGUUGAAUCGGUAAUUGAGUUCACUCUGUAGAUGUUAUUUGAAAAAAGAUAUCUGUAAAUUAUGCUGUAAUUAAUCUUCUAUUUGUUUAAAAAUCAUAAAAACAAAAAAAAUUAUAUCUCAUGGA
Molecule: messenger RNA, 4430 nt
Organism: Salvelinus namaycush (lake trout)
Lineage: Eukaryota; Metazoa; Chordata; Actinopteri; Salmoniformes; Salmonidae
Product: signal transducer and activator of transcription 3
Exons: 23
Coding region: 245-2644 (799 amino acids)
Biological process (GO): response to peptide hormone; regulation of transcription by RNA polymerase II; growth hormone receptor signaling pathway via JAK-STAT
Molecular function (GO): DNA-binding transcription factor activity, RNA polymerase II-specific; RNA polymerase II cis-regulatory region sequence-specific DNA binding
Source: RefSeq, a predicted model, not a curated record